Austrofundulus limnaeus is the source of this 1164-nucleotide messenger RNA. RefSeq names its product ITPR interacting domain containing 1 (gene itprid1). NCBI's taxonomy places the organism in Eukaryota, Metazoa, Chordata, Actinopteri, Cyprinodontiformes, Rivulidae. The transcript has 4 exons. The record is from RefSeq and is a predicted model, not a curated record. Gene Ontology annotation, molecular function: signaling receptor binding. Bases 67 to 912 code for a protein of 281 amino acids.
CAGCCCUUGRACUCUCCUUCUCCACCACUAUAUAACGAAGAACUGCAACAAGAAUCAGUUAGCAGGAUGGACAUGUUCAACCUGUGGAAUGAUGACCCAGAAGAGGCUCUCUUGGAUCUCGGCUUUGGCUGCGACGAGCCUGACCUCUCUGGAAGGAUUCCAGUGCGGUUUCUCAGAUAUCAGUCACAGGCGAGAGGAAUAACCCUUCAGUUAUUUCUGGAGGCCCAAAACAACCGACUCGACGUUGAAAAUCCAGACAUCAGCAAUCGUUUUAGGCAGAUUGAAGUUCUCCAGCAAGUAACUACAGCAUUUUCCCUGUUGGUGACAUCUGGCUCUUCUCAUCAUCUCAGAGUCCCUCCAAGAAAAGACAUGUCUCUUGAUACCCAAGAGAAAAGAAAGAGAAUGGGUAUGCUAUUGAGGCAAGCAUCAAAGAAGUCACUUAAUCAAAUCCACAGAAAUAAAAGCCUUGCGGUGCCUGUACCUGCUGCAAAUGUGACGCCUGAGUCCCAGCAACUUCCAUCAAGGCUUACAGACACACAAGUGCUAUUAAAAGAAGUUAAACCUGGACCUCUGGAGACUGCGAGUCCAAAGACUUUGGAGAAGGAUCAAGGAGUUUAUUCAGGCCUUCAGACCUACCCUCACUCAGUUUCUUUGACAGCCUUGGAGGGACCGUUCAAUCAAGUGAUUCUAAAGGAUGCAAACCCCCAAGCACAUAGGCCUUUUCUACAAAAGAAGGAAAAUCCAGGGCAAGCCAGUGAGUUGCUUGUAGUGGAAGAGAAACAUUGGAUUGAUGGGAAGACACUCACAGUGAGCUGCGUGGGAAAAGAUGAAAACUUAGGUUGGUCUUUAAUCGUGUUUCACAUUACUUUUGUUUCAUUGUUGAAGGCUGCAGCAGUACUUUUAGAGAAUUGAGCUUACCUUUAGUUAAUGUGACUGAUUGAAGAUUUUCUGUAUGUAUGCCAAUUAAUACAUACAGAAAUAUAAAGUGAACUUUUCCAAAGGCAUCUAAUAUAGAUAUUGAUAGUUCCUUAUUCAUUAAAAAAAUUCCCAAAUUUAACAAAAUACAUCAGUAAUAUAAAAAGUACAUUCUGUGAUCACUUCUGUUUGCACUUUUUGUUAAGUGUGUAAUUAUGUCUAUAAAGGUUAUUUAUUUUAUCUACUAAA